AUUAACGAAAGUACGACAUACUACCCACCCUCUCAGUGCAAUCUCCUCUCCCUCACUGUGGGCGCUGCUCUGUCAAGAUUGGGUCCUCCGGAGACACCCUACGUAAUUGUCCAAGUGAGCCUAAUGUCUCCAAACACUGCCAAGGAGGAGAAAUUGGUUACUGGCGAACGCUCAUCCUCUCCUUCUACUUCUUCCACUGACUCGGACACAAAGUUUGACCAGCUUAACUUUGCAAUCAGCUUCGGCCAAGCGCUCGAAAUCCCCUCAGACAACUGGGAGUUGGCGUGGUCACGAAGCAGUAGUCUCUCGGAGAAUCCUUCAUCCUCUCCUUGGGGCCUCCCCUCCUCCAAUUACACGGUCUCCACUUCUACCCCUGUAACCACAUUCUCAGGACCUGUGUUCAAAAAGAAUAUCAACUCUACCUUCGCUCGCCAAAUAACUGAAGUUUUUCGAAUGGUAGAUCCAGCGCAAAACAAUCUCGUCAUCCUACAGCCUUCGACCAUGAGUCUCGCACUGACCGCCAUUCGACAGAGGUGGAUCGACUACGCGCGUACUCUCUAUGCUUUUCAGACUUGUUGCAAGGUAUCCUCCAGCGUUGAAGAGUCCACGAAAAAGUAUUUUCAACUGCUAGCUUCCACUUGUGGUAUAACAUCGGAUGACGAAGCCGUCGUACUCUACUGGCAGAGGGCGUUGAGCGGACGCACUCGGCAGGAUGUGUGCCAUCCGUGCUCUUCAAACCUCGGCGCAGCCAAAAGCUUGACUUGA
Hydatigera taeniaeformis is the source of this 765-nucleotide messenger RNA. Lineage: Eukaryota; Metazoa; Platyhelminthes; Cestoda; Cyclophyllidea; Taeniidae. The record is from the annotation of a GenBank genome assembly.